UCGUGGAGGCUCAGCGAUGAUGGCAGCCGUAGGUUGACAUCAAAACGAUACAGAAUAUUAAGUAUCUCAAAGUUAGCGGAAAAGCCCCGACACAAUAACACAGAACACAGUAACAUUUUUCAGAUAGCACACGCGCUAACACACACCUGCCCGGUUAGGGGAACGGUAAGUUACCGAAGCAACGUCCACCUUUGCUGUAUCAAAGUGGAGCCCGGUGUGUGCCUGCGCUGCGACUUCAACUCGUUUGUUUCAUGUUUUGCAUACACUCCUGUUAAAUUGUGACGCUAGCUGUUUAGCUGGGGAGGCUAACAACAGCAUAAACAGCGUUCAGUCCACGCUCCCCACUGGUGUUCAGCGGUUCUGCGUGGAUAACCUCCUAACCGGUAACCUAGCUAGUCAGAGAGCAGCUGUGGAGCCGAGCUAAUGUUUGAACACGUCCCGUUUGACACGCCGCUCUCCCACUGUGCUCCUGCCAUGCUAACACUCUGCUGAAAUGUGCUGCGAAACAAUUACUGUUGCUGUGAAAUGUAGGAUUUCCUGGCGUUUGUGUGACUUUGUUGAAAAGUCACUGGACUGGCUAUAAAUGGCCUCCUGCUGCAAACCAAAAGUCUUAUUAGUGGAGAGUUUUGGUUAUCUAAGGAAGCUGCAGCUAAAUUUCACCCUGACAUGACAUGUUGUCCACCAAACAGCAGCUCCCUGAAUCACUGGCCUGUAUGUUCUCUGCGUUGUGCUUGAAGCGGCACUAUGCCCGCAGCCACUGUGGAUCACAGCCAGAGAAUAUGUGAGGUUUGGGCCAGCAACCUGGAGGAGGAGCUGAAGAGGAUCCGACAGGUCAUCCGAAAAUACAACUAUAUCGCAAUGGACACGGAGUUUCCGGGCGUCGUAGCCAGACCGAUUGGGGAGUUCAGGAGCAACGCUGACUACCAGUACCAGCUGCUGCGCUGCAACGUGGAUCUGCUGAAGAUAAUACAGCUGGGCCUCACAUUCAUGAACGAGCAGGGAGAAUAUCCCCCAGGAACGUCAACGUGGCAGUUCAACUUUAAGUUCAACCUCACCGGCUACGACUUUGGAUACCUGAUCAAGAUCCUGUCUAACGCCAACCUGCCCGAGGAGGAGGUGGACUUCUUCGAGAUUCUCCGCUUGUACUUCCCGGUCAUUUAUGAUGUCAAGUACCUCAUGAAGAGCUGCAAGAACCUGAAGGGCGGGCUGCAGGAAGUAGCUGAGCAGCUGGAGCUGGAGAGGAUCGGACCGCAGCACCAGGCUGGCUCGGACUCUUUACUCACCGGCAUGGCGUUCUUCAAAAUGAGAGAGAUGUUCUUCGAGGAUCACAUCGACGAUGCGAAGUACUGCGGCCACCUGUACGGGCUGGGCUCGGGCUCCGCCUACGUGCAGAACGGAACGGGAAACGCCUACGAAGAGGAGGCCAACAAGCAGCAGUCGUGACAUCGCCGGAGUCCCCCACCGUCCCACAGUCCGGCACGACUCCGAGGCGGCGUUAUUUAGCUGUCUUUUUUUUCUCUUCUUCUUCUUCCCCAUCGGCCGCGCCGUUCUCAGACGAGCGAACAAGAAGCGCGGCCGUUCCUCGUCCGCGCCGCGAGCCGCAUGCACGAGUUCAGUCUUUUAUCCCUCGCGAGGCGGCGCCAAGACGACGCUCAUUUUGGUUCGGUUUGAACACGCCUGAAAAGAUGGGAUUUUUAGUUUUCCUCAAGUGUUCUGAAGACAUGUUUUUUGCACUUUACGAAAGAAAAAAAAAAAAAGCAAGAGAAAAAAAAACAAAAGGAGAAGAAGCUCUAACCCCGACUUCAUGCGGGAACGCUGAACACGUUUCCGGUGCGUCUCCGUUGCCUUCCGUGUUCCUGUUUUGUUUACAUCGUGAACACAUCUCCCACCGCCGCGAAAGCAGCUCUCGCCACGCUCGGCCUUAACAUUAGCAGCGUUAUUUUCUUUUAAACCUUUUUAAUUUAUUGCGCCGGUUACGUCGACUAGUGACCCUAUUCAACACUAAGCAACAACAACAAAAUAUAAAUGAAACGGUCCAGCAAUCCGGACGGAUGCAGACGGAGAAGUCCUCGCCGAGUGCGUUUGGCCGACACUUGAAUCUUUUGUUCUUGGAUUUGUUCACGUGACGAGAAUGUUUGCAUCGACCCGAAUGAGCUCUGAUUUCACUGUGAGAAACAUCUCCUCCACAUCCAAUCAUUUCUGUCUUUCUUUUGGUUUGAUUUUCCUUGUCGUAGGAACCGCAUGUAUCCAGAUGCUUUUCACUGGGAGGAAUGCGUGCCAUUUUUGUGAGUGUGUGUGGGCGUGUGUGUGUGUGUCAACGCUCUCGCUGGCAGUCAGAUGCAUGAGCUCUGUUUGUAUCAACCGGUGACACAAGCAGCCUUUUCCGUUAAACAAACCCAGUAGGACAUGCUGACGUCAACCUGAGCUACUCUGCUCGGAGUACGUUUUUCCUUUUUCUUUUAUUGUUUCAACGGGAUAAAAGGGAGGGGGAGAAAAAAAACAACCCUGUUCUUCGUAGUGGUAGUUCACACCACUCGAGUUGUGGAAUGCCUCCUUCCUGUGAAGUUGUCCGGUUUCGGGCGCAGAACGGACCGCAUGCGUUUUAAAAACGUCAGACUCGAAGCGGACUUGUUGUUCGGUUCCCACAUCCUGCUUCUAGGCGUGUUAAGGUCGUAGGUUAGCGGCUUCAUAUUGACCUCUGCCUCCGAACGUGACGUUGCCCUUCCUUUCCUUUUUUUUUUUUGCAGCUCAUCUCUCACACUGUAAAAGAAAAAAAAAA
Messenger RNA from Xiphophorus maculatus (southern platyfish), 2779 nucleotides. RefSeq names its product CCR4-NOT transcription complex subunit 7 (gene cnot7). The transcript has 5 exons. The coding region runs from base 745 to 1443 and encodes 232 amino acids. Gene Ontology annotation, molecular function: nucleic acid binding; poly(A)-specific ribonuclease activity. Gene Ontology annotation, cellular component: P-body; CCR4-NOT core complex; CCR4-NOT complex. The record is from RefSeq and is a predicted model, not a curated record. Lineage: Eukaryota; Metazoa; Chordata; Actinopteri; Cyprinodontiformes; Poeciliidae.